Messenger RNA from Homarus americanus (American lobster), 3540 nucleotides. Its product is annotated as glutamate receptor-like. The transcript has 14 exons. Bases 7 to 2046 code for a protein of 679 amino acids. Gene Ontology annotation, molecular function: glutamate-gated receptor activity. Gene Ontology annotation, cellular component: membrane. Lineage: Eukaryota; Metazoa; Arthropoda; Malacostraca; Decapoda; Nephropidae. The record is from RefSeq and is a predicted model, not a curated record.
CCGUGCAUGCGUGUUCCAAUAAAUUCCCUCCUCAUUGGCACGCUUGACCUAUUCCUUUGCAGCACCUUCUGCUGUCAACAUCUACUGCUGUUCUCCAUUACCGGAGAGAUGGUGCCCGCUCUCAAGUCAGUGUUUUUGUGCUUGUGUGCUACUGUCUCAGCAUUGGGGACUCGAUUGCCUUCCACUACUGAUGAAUAUGUUAACAUAUUGUUACCCGCGACUAGGGCCAUCAACGCUGUUUUAGCAACGAUGCCAAACCACCAUUGUUCUGUGUUCCUUCUCACAGACGGCAGAGCCUCAGCCAACGCCAUCUUCAAAGUCAUAGAACAGAUACGGGCCUCUGGAGUGGGAUUGUUCAAGGUGGAUGGUCAGGAUGCAAUGAUCAAGCAGACGCAGUUUUCUCAAGUGAUCUACGAGGCACGGCGGCUGCGGCAGGUGUCAUGGUGCGUGACGGUGGUGGUGGUGAGCGACGACCCAGCCUUCCUCGCCGCCUUCGCUGAGUGGUCCCUCAAGGGCCGCCUCCUGGUGUGGCCGACGAGGCUCCUCGUCGUCACCCGCCUGCCCCUCCCCGAGCUCCACCACCUACACAAGUUACUCUCCAUGACCAACUCCAUGUUGUUGAUAUUGGAAAAAGAUCAAGGAAAUAUCAGUUGCAGCCUUUAUGUGCACCUACCGUACAGUCCGCGGGGAGCCCAGACAUUGAGAGUUGCUUCCUGGACAUCACACCGAGGCCUCGCUCUCACCACUCAUCUCUCAUUGUACCCUGACAAAUUUUCCACAUUUCUCCUGCGGCCAAACCUUGUGGUGGCGACAGAGAGAAACCCUAUCAACAAAAUAACAUCUUUUAACGAUGGUGAGGGAGGAAAGGGACAGAGGUUUAAGGUUACUGGUCCUAUGAACAUGCUGGUGGAUUACCUAGCAAAGGCUCAUAACUUCUCGUACACAUACAUGCGGCCUCCUGAUGGGUCAUGGGGCCAUUUGAAUGAGAACGGGUCUUGGUCUGGCAUGGUGGGGAUGGUAGUCAGGAAGGAAGCAGAUCUCGCUUCUGGUCCUUUUGGUUUAAAUGAGAACCGCGCUAAGGCGAUAGACUAUACUGCACCAGUGUUGGUGGAAGACAACAGGCUGCUGGGUGCUCGAGGAAAACCCACGGUGGACCCUUGGGGCUUCCUCCUGCCCCUGGCGCCGUGGGUGUGGGUGGCAAUCCUUACAGCACUUCAUGCGCUGCCUGUGAUAAAGAUAUUGUUGGAUUCCUGUUUCUUCAAGAUAUCAAAUGGGCAAGAGCGGUGGCUCAAGGAUACCUCCGCUUAUCUGCGCAUUUUAUUACAGCAAGACGUCUCUGAGCGCUCAUACUGGUGGGAGUGGGAGCGGAUCGUUUUGGGGGUGUGGAUGUUGAUGACCCUGGUGUUAACACGGAGCUACGCCGGCAACCUCAUGUCCCUCCUGGCCGUGAGACACAUCUCAGAGCCUUACCAGACCGGUCAAGAUUUUUUAGAUGAUCCAUCAGCCACCAUGAUAUGGGUAAAAGGUUCCGGCUAUAAACAGUAUAUAUAUGCAGCUGAAUCAGGAACAUAUCAUACAGUUGCCGACUUAGAUAAAGAAGGACGUAUCUUAUUCGCUCCUCUCCCAGAAUUUCCCCGUUUAGUUGACACCUUGGUAAGGCGGGGUGACCACGUCCUUAAUGCUGUACUGAUGUCUUUAAGAAUCUAUAUGGCUGAUGAAUUUAAACGCAAAGGCAGCUGCACUUUUUACAUCUCUAAAGAGCCGAUGCGUCCUGGGGACAUGGUUAUGAUUGGGCAGAAGGACAACCCAUUGGUUUCUUCUAUAAGUAAAAGAAUCAAAGCGAUGACUGAGGCUGGACUGUUCGUCCAGUGGAUGAAGAUGGAUGAACCAAAGUCAACCAUCUGUGAUCACGAGCCCAGGAAGAUCACCGUCAUGACCUCUCUCACCCUCAGCAAUCUUUGGGGAAUGUUCGUGUUGCUGGCCGCUGGAUAUGUUAUCAGUCUGUUUUUGCUCUGUUUUGAGGUUCUUUCGGUUUGUACUUAUUAAUUUUGAGGAUAUUAAGCAGGAAUUUAUGAUCUGGAUAAGACAAGAGACUCGAUUACAAACUGCUGUGGGAACAGAUUUGCCAUUACUAUUCACUGCGUCUUGGUAACUCAACCAACCAACUAUAUGAUAAACUGUUUCUUGAUAACAUGGAUGAUUAUACGCUCACAAAUGCAGACAAACGCCCUAAAGAAUAACCACGCCGACAUACGGUAAUAACUUACACACAAAUACAUCGUAACACUACCAAAAAAGAUUAAAAAAAAACAUUAAACAGACGCAAAGUAAACACAUAGGAACUAGAUCCACAUAACGGAAAAAGUCACCAAGCAGUCAAAUCAACUAUAGGGCGAUGGUAGUGAGUCUAUGCGCCAUCCCUCUAGGGCCCACUACUACUCCAAGAUCCCCUGCUGGUCUAGCCUGGGUCCACGAGGCACCCAGUUACCGUGUGGUGCCACGAGGAGGCAUAGCAGGAGUCGUGAUGGUGAGGAGACCCCGAUACCGGCAGGGGAACACUUAGCAAUUUGCUUCCCAGUUCGCCACGAGGGCUAGCCAGCGGCAGCAGCUGAAAGCGAGAGGGAGCAAGCAGCACUUGCACCUUAGCACUAACAUUAUACUGCCACACGAGACGCAUUUCACCACCCUGUGUGUGUGGCACACACACGCACACUCACACACACUCACUAACUUGUUUUCCUCAGUUACCUUCAAUAUAUACUAUCAGAAAACCUUUAUUUAAUUUAGAAAAAAUGGUUUAAAGAUGACCAACUAGAGUGCGUUCCUAUGUUUGCUUGUUAUUAAUUUACAGGAAAAAAAUAAAAUACGAAUUUUAAUUUUUGGUGAAGACAAUAAGAAUCGUUCAAGGAAAAUUUCGAUUUUUUUGUCAGAUUUUUGUGUACCUUUUAUCUUCUACCACCGUCUUUUUCCUUUAACAACUUGACAAAGUUAUGAUUUAUUUAUUGACUUUGACUAUUGGAAAACUCCCUCGAUCUCUUCAAGUGAAGGAAGGGAUUCCCGUUUUCAAUAAUCAUUUCUGUUUGGACCUCUAUGCUGAAGUAUUGGAACAAGACACUCGAUGCUCUGGAGCAGUGCUUCGUAAACUUACUCUUCCCGCGCCCUUGUAACAAACUUAUCUCUGACCCAAAACCUCUCCUCCUCCUCCCUGAUAUUUAAGCGUACUGGAUAUUAUUACAGUUCAUCAAAUUAAGAAAGAAAUAAAGACAUUUUCCACUUACAAUAUUUAUAAAAUGAAUAAUCCAUAGGUAUCCAGCUGUAGCGUAUUUACCUGUAAUCAAACCUAAAUAUACAUAAAACUGUUCGAACGACAACGUUUUAUUGCGCACUCUUCGACAACAGAAACAAUCAGGACGUCAUCACUAUAAGACCAAGUAGGAAAAGGGUUGGAAGCAUAAUGUGUUGUCUAUGGUGGACCCUGCUACCAUAUGGCAUCACAAAAAUUGUGACCAAGUCCCAGGUUGCUGAUCUAACUUUCUGUCU